AUGGUAUUAAUAAAGGAAAAUGGCGAUUAUAGGAAACAAUGGUAUGGACAUAGACAAGAACUGUUUAGUGGCAUCCCUGGAGAUUUCAGUGUACGCAGAAAAUUGGCAGUCGCAAAGAAAACAACUGUGGGAACAAGAUUUGAUUCAAUGAGGACACCACGAGCGGAGCAACAACCAAUGAGCCAUUCUUUGAGGAAACGAAACGAGCCGGAAAGAGAAAAUCCCGGAAGAGUGUUCUGGUAACGAAAUUUGUUUAAUUCCAAUCUUGUUUGGACUGAU
Molecule: messenger RNA, 279 nt
Organism: Caenorhabditis elegans
Lineage: Eukaryota; Metazoa; Nematoda; Chromadorea; Rhabditida; Rhabditidae
Gene: K09H11.15
Product: Integrase
Exons: 3
Coding region: 1-243 (80 amino acids)
Source: RefSeq, marked reviewed